CCACAACACAUUUUGUAGGAAAACUUAGAACCCUUAAACCAUCUAUCCAAAACCCCUACUUCUCCCCUUGCCUCUGCAUAUUCACUGAUACUUCCCACCGUCUCCGCCUCGCCGAUUAACUUCCGGCAGCCGCUGCUCCGUCACAAACCACCGGCAACACACGACGCCGUAUCCAACGUUCAUUCCACCGUUUAUAUCAUAUGGACUUGAUUGAAACAAUCCAUGAAAUCCCGGUGCAAAAUCCGUCAGUAGAUGAUUUCUGUGCUGCUGAUCUAAAGUGGGUCAAGUUUGGCACUCCAGAGCAUCACGACGAUGUAGCCCUGAUUCCUUACGCUAGAGUCGAUGAGUUCAUAUUCGGAGAGUGUUCUAACGUAGAAUCUCCAACCCGUUUCCACAUCGAGAGAGGAAGAAAACGUUCGAAAGGCAGCUUACUAGAAUUCAAAAGCGACGAAUAUUUGGAAUACAGACUGUACUGGUGCUCGUUUGGUCCCGAAAAUUACGGGGAAGGAGGGAUUAUAUUACCAAGUCGAAGAUAUCGACUCAACACUCGAAACCGUGCAGCUCGGCCUCAAUCAAUGCGCGGUUGUACAUGCCAUUUUGUGGUAAAACGUUUGUAUGCGCGUCCGUCUCUUGCGCUCAUAGUAUACAACGAUCGACGCCAUGUGAAUAAGUCGGGACUUAUAUGCCAUGGUCCGCUCGACCGCGAUGCUAUCGGCCCCAGAGCGAAGAAGAUUCCAUACGUAGGAAACGAGAUUCAACAGCAAACAAUGUCAAUGAUUUAUCUUGGCAUACCUGAAGAGAAUGUGUUAGAGAAACAUAUAGAAGGGAUUCAACGUUAUUGCGGGUCAGACGUGGUGGUCAACUCUCUUGCUUCUCAAUAUGUUCAUAAACUUGGGAUGAUUAUUAAACGGUCAACGCAUGAACUGGAUUUGGACGAUGAAGCAAGUAUACGUAUAUGGGCUGAUCGUAAUAAGAAAUCGAUUUUCUAUUAUGAGGAAUCUACCGAGCCGUUUAUUCUUGGGGUGCAAACGGAAUGGCAGUUACAGCAGAUGCUUCGGUUUGGACAUCACAGCAUUAUAGCAGUCGACUCGACCUUUGGAAUCAAGAGAUUAAAGUAUCCUCUGUGCACGCUUUUGGUGUUUGAUUCGAGACAACACGCACUUCCCGUAGCGUGGGUCAUUACACGUAGUGUUUCCAAGGCUGACAUGAGUAAAUGGAUGAAAGCUUUACUUGGUCGUGUUUGUGCUGUUGACCCUACAUUUAAGGUCAACGGGUUCAUUAUAGAUGAUGCAGCAGCUGAGAUUGAUCCUAUAAAGGAGACGUUUUCAUGCCCGAUACUAUUUUCUUUAUGGCGUGUUCGUCGAUCAUGGCUCCGACAUAUUGUCAAGAACUGUAGGAACAUUGAAGUUCAAAGAGAAAUCUUCAAACGUCUUGGAGAAAUAGUUUACAGCAUUUGGUCUGGAGCAAAUCCGUUUACCGUUUUAGAGAAAUUCACCCAUGACUUUGUUGACCAAACAUACUUCAUGCAAUAUUUCACUGCCACAUGGGUACCUAAGAUUGAAAUGUGGUUGACUGUAAUGAGAACUCUCCCACUUGCAAGUCAAGAAGCAUCCGGUGCAAUCGAAGCUUAUCAUGUGAAGUUAAAAGUAAAACUUUUUGAUGAUUCACACCUCGGUGCACUCCAGAGAGUCGAUUGGUUGGUGCAUAAGUUAACAACCGAGUUACACUCUAGCUACUGGCUCGACCGCUACGCGGACGAAAGCGACUCAUUUCAAACCGUAAAGGAGGAAUACAUCAAUUCCACAUCAUGGCACCGCGCAUCGCAAAUCCCCGACACAGAUGUUACAUUAGACAAACUUUUCGCUAAAAUAGUUAGCCAAAGCGAUCGAACGCGUGUCCAUCUAGUCUGGAAUCCCGGGUCUGAGUUUGCAUUUUGUGAUUGUGAAUGGUCAUUGCACGGAAAUCUAUGCAAACAUGUGGUCAAAGUCAACAUGAUGUGUGAAAAUCGUUGCGAGUAUCAAAGUUCGACUUCAUUUCAGUCAUAUCAGGAGAUACUUACGAGCAUGUUCAAGAAACCACCAGACGAUUCACUUGAACUUGAUUUAGCGGUAGCCUGGUUGAAUCAGAUUCAUGAUCAAAUUGAGAAGCUGGUGGAAUUAAACAAGUCAACGGAUAUCGGCAUGGUAGUCAACAAGCUUCCAUUAAAGUGGGGUGAUAGGAAAAACCGAACGUUAUUGUGCAGACAGGCAGCCGUUAGACCUUGUGUUAGUUCGUCUUCGAAGAGCAAUGUUGCUCGUAAGAAGAGUCGUAAGAGGAGAAGACUGUCGAGUAUAAGGUGAGAGAGCGUUACGCAUCGGUUUUCAACUGUUUUAUUGUUUUUUAAUCGGUUUAAUUCGUUACUAAUUUUGGUUACAAUGUUGGUCGCUUAAAGGUUUUGAGUUGAAUAGAAUUACGUCAAAAGGUGUACAUAACAUUAUUUUCAUAAAAAAAAUCCGUUACGGUUUAGAGAUUU
Messenger RNA from Helianthus annuus (common sunflower), 2512 nucleotides. RefSeq lists its product as uncharacterized. The transcript is spliced from 5 exons. Gene Ontology annotation, molecular function: zinc ion binding. NCBI's taxonomy places the organism in Eukaryota, Viridiplantae, Streptophyta, Magnoliopsida, Asterales, Asteraceae. The record is from RefSeq and is a predicted model, not a curated record. Bases 201 to 2339 code for a protein of 712 amino acids.